GAGGCAUAUCCCGAGGGCUGUUGCUUUUAUAAAUUUACCCACAACCAGAAACAGCAAGGAGCAACGAAUCUGAGCUCAGUAUGAACGGCGAUACGUAUUCGUCCAGAGACUCUGGCCGCUCCAGGGAUUACUACCGCGACGAGCGACGAGAGCGCGGAGACAGAGGAGAUAGAGGAGACAGAAGACGUUCGAGAUCCCCCCACUACAGCUCUAGAAGUUCCCGACGCGAACAUGAAGUAGAUACGUACUCGUCGAGCCGUGACUAUCGCGCCAGAGAACGGGAGGACCGCUACUCCAGCCGGAGGGAUGAUCGUGAAUGGGACCGAGACCGCGGCGCAGACCGCGGUGGAGACCGUGGCGAUCGCCGACGCAGAGACUACGAUGAUCGGUCAUCCGACGCGAUAGGGAUCGAGGAGAUUUGUUCGAAGAAAGACCUAGACGAGAUGGCAGAGACCGCGACCGUGAGCGCGACCGCGGCGAUCGUGCCGACCGCGGCGGCGGCGGCGGCGGCGACAGGAGAGAAAGGCGAAGGACCUCCUGGUUACGAGAAUGUGACUGCGGAGCAGGCCAAGUUGUCAGGCAUGUUCCCGCUUCCUGGUGCCCCACGACAGCAACCCAUGGAUCCUAGUCGCCUGCAGGCUUUCAUGAGCCAGCCCGGUGCUGGAACGGCAGAGAGCGCCUCCCUGAAACCAUCCAACUCCCGCCAGGCCAAGCGCUUGUUUGUAUCCAACCUUCCUGCGAGUGCAACGGGAGAGAACUUGCUGUCUUUCUUCAACCUUCAGCUCAACGGCCUGAAUGUCGUUCACAGUGUGGAUCCCUGCAUCUCAGCCCAAGUGUCCGAUGAUCGUAGCUUUGCACUCCUGGAAUUUAAGUCGCCGAACGAUGCUACAGUCGCGCUUGCUUUCGACGGAAUUACGAUGGAUGAGAAUGAAGCCUCCGGCAACGGAGCGGCGAAUGGAGCACCCCAGGGCCUUGAAGUACGGCGGCCCAAGGAUUACAUUGUUCCCAGUGGCAAUGAGCAGGAAUACCAAGAGGGCGUAUUGCUGAACGAGGUUCCUGACUCGCCCAAUAAGAUCUGUGUCUCAAAUAUUCCUCAUUACAUUCCGGAAGAGCCUGUCACCAUGCUUCUGAAGUCCUUCGGCGAGUUGAAGUCUUUUGUUUUGGUUAAGGAUAGCUCAACGGAGGAGUCUCGGGGAAUUGCAUUCUGCGAGUACGCUGAUCCUAAUGCUACGAGCAUUGCCGUGGAAGGACUCAAUGGCAUGGAACUGGGUGACAGACAUCUCAAGGUUGUGCGCGCCAGUAUUGGAAUAACGCAGGCCGCCGGACUCGACAUGGGUGUCAAUGCGAUGUCGAUGUUUGCCAAGACCACUUCUCAAGAUUUGGAGACCAGCCGUGUGCUGCAGCUGUUGAAUAUGGUGACGCCCGAGGAGCUCAUGGACAACGAUGAUUACGAAGAAAUCUGCGAUGAUGUGAGCGAGGAGUGUUCGAAGUAUGGUCAGGUAGUUGAAUUGAAGAUUCCCCGUCCCUCCGGCGGCAGCAGACAGUCUCCCGGUGUGGGCAAGAUCUUUGUCAAGUUCGACACGGUGGAAUCAACAACCAACGCGCUCAAGGCGCUUGCUGGUAGGAAGUUCUCUGACCGGACCGUGGUGACGACCUACUUUUCUGAGGAAAACUUCGAUGUGAACGCCUGGUAGUGUAGAUGGCGGGAAUGGACAUUGUUCAAUUGCUCUAGUUUUUCUACAUUAUUGACCAUUAAAGAUGCUUAAUCGAUCAGAUUCCCUGGGUUGACCGGACCUGGUGCAGGCUGGGGUUAUACAUUUAUUGCGUGUGUAUCAUAGCGAGAGUAUGAAAUUGGAGUGUAUCAUCUAACGCGAUUAUGAUUGUAGAUCUGUCACUAACAGGUAACAUGUGGAUCUAUCGAACGG
Messenger RNA from Aspergillus nomiae NRRL 13137, 1925 nucleotides. RefSeq names its product splicing factor u2af large subunit. The transcript has 8 exons. The record is from RefSeq and is a predicted model, not a curated record. Gene Ontology annotation, cellular component: commitment complex; nucleus; U2-type prespliceosome. Gene Ontology annotation, molecular function: pre-mRNA 3'-splice site binding; poly-pyrimidine tract binding. Gene Ontology annotation, biological process: mRNA processing. The coding region runs from base 81 to 1694 and encodes 537 amino acids. NCBI's taxonomy places the organism in Eukaryota, Fungi, Ascomycota, Eurotiomycetes, Eurotiales, Aspergillaceae.